AGCAGCAAUUAGAAAAUAUGAGAGAAGAACGUGAUUCUUGGAUGGAGCGAGUAACUUCUAACGUGGCUGAUGAUUAUUUUAAUGAAAGUCGACUUGAACUUAUAAAUGGAAAUAUUUUGUUGAAAGUUAUCUAUAGUCAUCUGACCUUGUCAAAAAAUGAGCAAAAUAAUGCGUGGUUAUUUUCUAUUGAUGUGAAAUCUUAUAUGCAAGAAUUUGAAAGGAGACAUUUGUUGAACCAUUCUUCUAUGUCAUUAUCUUUGAGAUGA
This is a messenger RNA of Dentiscutata erythropus, 266 nucleotides long. The record is from the annotation of a GenBank genome assembly. NCBI's taxonomy places the organism in Eukaryota, Fungi, Glomeromycota, Glomeromycetes, Diversisporales, Gigasporaceae.